Molecule: messenger RNA, 609 nt
Organism: Entrophospora sp. SA101
Lineage: Eukaryota; Fungi; Glomeromycota; Glomeromycetes; Entrophosporales; Entrophosporaceae
Source: the annotation of a GenBank genome assembly
AUGUCUAAUUCUAACAAUAGUACUAAAACCAAUGAUGAAAUAUCCACUGGUCACUCAGAUGAUUGGAGUGGUCUUGGUGGUGUGUGGUCUAGAAGAUUUCUGCAGGAAGUGAAUGCACUAAGCCCAAUGUUAAAUAAUAUUGUGAAUUCAGAACAUGCUGACUCUACCUUGUGCUAUUUUUGGUCUGAGGUGAUAUCGGAUAGGAAACAGCUUAGGCUAAAGAAUAUUCUUGAUACAGAAAGUCUUGAAUUGUUGGGUGGGUGCUCUCAUGAUAGCACCUUAGAUUUUGAGGACACAAAUUCAGUUACUACUGAGAUGGCCAAAAAGAUCAAAACCAAUAAAAAUGAAAAUGAAGAUGUGUAUUAUAAUUUGGGAGAAGAUGAUGAGACAGUUGUUACAAUUGUGCGUGCUAACUUUAAAAUUUUUAAUCUCAGAGUGAAAAAAAAUACAAUUGGAUUUCGUAGAGAUUCCAUUGAAUUGGCACCUUCUCCUCAAGAACAAUUAAAUUUUUUACGUCAAAUAAAAGAAAGUACUUCUAACAUCUGUAAGAAUUGUUGUUCAAAAAUCAAUCACAAUGAAUUAAUAAAUGAUGAUUUGUCUGAUGAUUAA